UCGAUGAUAACGGUGUCAACUUUUCAAAGUCGAGGAAGAGCUCAAUAGGUGUACAGCAAAUACUUCUUGUCAGUCACUUGUUAGUCACUUCUUGUCAGAAGUUACUAUGUCUCGAUAUCUAGUAGUUUCUCUGUUUGUUAUCAUGAUUCUUGGUAUUUAUUCAAUCCAAGACUCAACUGCCGGAUCAGAAUGUCCAGAAAACCAACAAGAACACAUAUGCGGAACACUAUGCGAGCCAACCUGUAGUAAUCCACAACCGAAUCGCAAGCUUUGCCCUCGAAUCGUAUGCACUAGAGCCACUAGCGGCUGUAGGUGUGUAAAGGACACUGUUAGAGACACAAACAGUACACAAUGUGUGCCACUGGAUCAGUGUUCGCAAUAAACACACGCAUUAUUUGUAAUUGAUCCCAAAUGAUCAACUCCAUUUUUAUAUAAAGUCAUUAGCUUCACAUUAUCAAGGUAUAGAAUUAGUAUACGAUUUUUCAGAGAAGAAAUGCUGUUUUCAUAAAUGUAUAAUCUUAUAAUUUAUGAGUAGGUAGUAUAAAUAAUUCAAUUCCAAGGAGAAUAAAAUAAAAAUUUUAUGUAUUUUAAAUUAUUGAGUUGAUCAGCAUAGUUUCUGAGAGUCCAUAGAGUAGUGAGUAGAGUAACAAUUUAUAUGUGUAUACAUCAAUAAAGCAGUUCUUAAGGAA
This is a messenger RNA of Bombus terrestris (buff-tailed bumblebee), 689 nucleotides long. RefSeq names its product cysteine-rich venom protein 6. NCBI's taxonomy places the organism in Eukaryota, Metazoa, Arthropoda, Insecta, Hymenoptera, Apidae. Bases 107 to 382 code for a protein of 91 amino acids. The record is from RefSeq and is a predicted model, not a curated record. The transcript has 3 exons.